This is a messenger RNA of Pungitius pungitius (ninespine stickleback), 1997 nucleotides long. Its product is annotated as E3 ubiquitin/ISG15 ligase TRIM25-like. The record is from RefSeq and is a predicted model, not a curated record. The transcript has 6 exons. NCBI's taxonomy places the organism in Eukaryota, Metazoa, Chordata, Actinopteri, Perciformes, Gasterosteidae. Gene Ontology annotation, molecular function: protein binding; zinc ion binding. Bases 50 to 1813 code for a protein of 587 amino acids.
UGCGCGCGAGGUGGUGGUGGUGGUGGUAGGGGGGAAGAGGAGGAGGGAAAUGGCAGCGGCGACCAUUUCGAUUGAACAAGACCGGUUCUGGUGCUCGGUGUGCCUGGAGGUCCUCCGGGACCCGGUGACGAUCCCCUGCGGGCACAGCUACUGCCUGCGCUGCAUCGAGGACUACUGGGACGGGCCCAAGCAGAAGGGCGCGUACAGCUGCCCGCAGUGCCGCCAGGCGUUCGCUCCCCGGCCGCUGCUGAGUCGCAACACCGUCCUCGGGGAGGUGGUGGAGAGGUUCCGGCGGGCCGAGCUCAACGGCGCGGAGGAGGCGAGCUGCGGCGCGUGCACGCCGAGGAAGCGCGACGCCGUCGGGUCGUGCCUCGUGUGCGCGGAGUCUUACUGCGCGGCUCACCUGAGGGCCCACGAAGACCGCUUCCCGGGGAGGGUCCACGAGUUGGUUCCGGCCGGGGAGCAGCGGCCGAGGCGGAAGCGGUGCGCGCACCACAACAAGCCGCUGAGGCUGUACUGCCGCACGGACCAGCAGUGCGUGUGUUCCCAGUGUGUCCAGGAGAGGCACAGGGGCCACGACGCGGUGCCCGCGGCGGACGAGAGAGCAACGCAACAGAAAAAACUCCAAGACGCCUCUUUGAAGUCGGUGCAGAAAUUGAAGGACACCGAGAAGGAACUGAGAUAUCUUGUCAAAUAUAUCAAGCACUCCACAGAGGCAGCGGUGGAGGAGAGCGAGCGGGUUUUCUCCAAGCUGAUCCGCGCCAUAGAGAAGCAGAGCAUGGAGGUGACGGAGGUGAUGAGGGUCCAGGAGAGAGCGGCUGUCGGUCAGGCGGAGGAGCUGCUGGAGACGAUCCAGAAGGAGCUCGUCGAGCUCAGAAGGGCCGACGCCGAGCUGGAGAGGAUUUCUCGCACCGAGGACCACGUCCAAUUCUUUCAGAAGAUAAAGUCUCUCAGUUUCCCUGCGAGGCCGGCGGCGGCGGCGAUGCCCAGCUCCGAUGCCCUGCAGUACACCAUGUAUAAAACAACGAGAGCAGCCCUGGCGGACCUCAAAGGCGGUCUGGAUGAAAUCCUGGACAGAGAAUUCAACAGGAUCUCUGAUAAAGUGAUUUCAUUGAAGGAAACCAGCAAUCGAAGCACCGCCGAAAAGAGGAAAGGUAGGUGGGACUCUUGGGGGCAGCGUCAGCUGAAACAAACAUUUUAUUUUUUUAAAUAUGUUUGUCCAACAGCAAAAGACGUUGACACACCAUUCGCCUCGGAACCAAAGACGAGAGGCGACUUUCUGCACUAUUCCAACGACGUGACCCUUGACCCCGACACGGCCAACCCCUACCUCAGCUUCUCCGACGGCCGCAGAGGCGUGAGCACGCGGUCGGAGCCACAGCCCUACCCGGCCCACCCGCACCGCUUCACCAGCUGGGCCCAGGUGCUGGGCCGGGCCGGGAUGGCCGGGCGCUGCUACUGGGAGGUGGAGUGGGCCGGCAGCGGGGGGGUUUCCGUCGGCGUCUGCUACAAGAACAUGGGCCGCAGCGGAGGCGGGAGCGACAGCAAGCUGGGGCACAACUCCAGGUCGUGGAGCCUGGACUGCUCGCCCUCCGCCUGCUCCUUUCAGCACAAUAAGGAGCCGGUGCCCGUCGGCGCCACCUGCUGCAGCAGGAUCGGGGUGUACCUGGACUUCAGGGGCGGGACUUUGUCUUUCUACAACGUCUCUGAUACGAUGGUGCUGCUCCAUAAAGUAAAGACUACGUUUGGCCAGCCUGUGUACCCAGGUUUCUGGGUGGGUUUGAAUUCUACUUUGAGGCUGUGCUCUUUUUAAAUGGAAGAACUCCAAACCUAUCAGUGAAUAUGGAAGCAACACUAACUCAAUAAGACAAGGUUUAUUAAAUCAUUAAUUUGUACAUUGUAAUUACAUUUCAAGCUGUAGAAGGGGCACAAUGCAUUAUUUUUGCAUAACUAAUCUUUUAAGAUGCAACUUGCAUUAAACUUUUAAAACAAUUGUU